AUGGAUUUUCACGACCCGCAUCCCCUCGUCGACCUGGCCGACUUGCCUUCGAAUGCUUUUGAGAGCGAUUUCGACUUCGGCCAGCCCCGGUCCGACGACUACUCGAGUUGGCCUGCGGAGUCAUCUCCCCUGCCCUUUGGCGGGGAGGAGGAACCGGAGGAGGAGGUAAUAGACGGUGACGCAGGGGAGGAGGCCGACCACGAAGCGGAGGAAGACGAUGAGGAAGAGGACUCCUCCGAGCACGAGAUUGAGGACGACUACGUGGACCAAGGCGAAGCGGAAGACGACCAGGAGUUCGGAAGCGAGCACGCAGACUUCGAGGCGGAACACGAGAACGAGUUCGAGUACAUCUCAGACGACGACGGCGGAUUUCACGAGGUUUGGAGGGCCGACGUUGACUGGCAGUCUGAACCGGAGUCAGAAGGCGGAAUAUCCGACGGCGGUCAACGCUACAUGAGUGAGUUUCUCGAGGAUUACGAGAACCGCCGAGUCGACAACAUACUCUCCGACAAUUCGCUUUUUGUCGACCAAGCGGCUCCCAACCUUCUUCCACCCAUCCAAAACCUUAUAGCUAGUGUCAGGCAAAACCACGCACGGGCUCUGAAUCUGCUGCACUCAGAACUUCGCAGGCAGGACCGCGCAUUGGGAAGAGCAUCAGCAGGGCCUUCUCGGGAGAAUCAUCGCCAAAACCACCGGCACCGUCCGUACGACAUGCCUCAGGAGCGCAGCAGGAUGGCGGACUCGAGAGACCACCGCAGCAACAAUCGCUUUGGGGAUGAAUUGGUUGCAGUCGAGAUGCGCGCGCCGUCGCGUCGCAACCAAACACCUCCAAGGGGACAGCCUGAAAUCAUUGACCUUACUGGUGAGCCGGAUUCACCUGAACAGCCUGCUGUUCUUCUUGCAGCUUCUCCCAGGAAUCGCGGGGCAAGGUUGAAUCAAGCUUCGGGAAGGCACCCGCGCCGCCAUUUGUCACUCGGCCAGCGCACACCCUCUCUUUCACGCAGCGACGGUAGCCUUCUUGGAAACAAUCCGAAUGUCAUUGACUUGACUUUGGACGAUUCUUCCCCGGCCCCGCCCCCUCUACCGCAACAACUCCCACGUCGCGAAAAUCCCGACAAUAAUCAUCACCACCAUCGCCAAAAUCAUCACCACUCUCAUCGCCGUCCACUCCAUCAGGUUCCACACAUCGAUUUGGAAGCGCCAGAGAGAUUCGCCGCAAGUCGAAUGAUCGCUGGGUUGGUUAGGAGCAUCAACCACCGCGUGUUUGGCUUUGGUGGCGACGCACCGGACGUUGAGGUUCAACUCAUCGGUGGCCGGGGUCUCAACAUGGACCCACUUGGAGGCAACAUUCCCAACCUCAACUAUCGCGGCAAUGGCAACAAUGGCGGCGCCGUGCCUAAGCCCGACCACGACCCUCCCCCGCCAGCGCGGGAGGGUUUCACGCGCGACACGGGCUCCGCCGAUGAUGUCGUUGUCUGUGCCGGCUGCGAACAGGAACUGAAGUACGACCCGGACCCGGCAAACUACAAUGCCAUGUCGCCGCGCCCGCCCAAGAAGCCCCGCAGCAGGAAGGAUCAGGAAGAGCAUCACUUCUGGGCGCUCAAGGAAUGCGGUCAUGUCUAUUGCAAGAACUGCUAUGAGAGCCGCAGCAGCCGUACCACCAAGCACGCGCCGCCUUCGGUAUUCCGUCGCGACAAGACUAAUAGAAAGGUGCUUUGCAAGGUGGACGACUGCAUGACGAGCGACGUCAACGUUAAAGCGAGCUGGGUCGGCCUCUUCGUCUGA
Molecule: messenger RNA, 1785 nt
Organism: Parathielavia appendiculata
Lineage: Eukaryota; Fungi; Ascomycota; Sordariomycetes; Sordariales; Chaetomiaceae
Exons: 2
Coding region: 1-1785 (594 amino acids)
Cellular component (GO): SUMO-targeted ubiquitin ligase complex
Molecular function (GO): ubiquitin-protein transferase activity
Source: RefSeq, a predicted model, not a curated record